Molecule: messenger RNA, 4297 nt
Organism: Brassica napus (rape)
Lineage: Eukaryota; Viridiplantae; Streptophyta; Magnoliopsida; Brassicales; Brassicaceae
Product: MLO-like protein 12
Exons: 15
Coding region: 2486-4213 (575 amino acids)
Biological process (GO): defense response
Cellular component (GO): membrane
Source: RefSeq, a predicted model, not a curated record
GGUGUUGCAUAUGGGAAAAAGGUCAACUACAAGUCUUGUGUUUAUUGUUGGAGAAAAUCCGAUAAGUUGGAGAUAAAACUUACAAAAGGUUGUGCCAUUGUUUUCAACUGAGUCGGAAUAUAUAGCUUUGUCAGAGGCGGAAAGAGAGGCAGUAUGGUUAAGGUUUAAUGGAAAAACUUGGUUUUAAUCAAGAUGCGGUGAAGAUAUUAUGUGAUUCUCAGAGCGCAAUAGCUCUGGCCAAAAAUGAUGUUCAUCACGAAAGGACAAAAUAAAUGCAGGUGAACUAUCAUUUCACCAAAGACUUAACUAGUGAUGGAUGGAUAUAAGUUUUGAAGUUUGAAACUGAGUUUAAUCAUGCAGACAUCUUUACAAAGGUUUUACCAAUAGGCAAGUUGAAAGAAGCAUUGAACUUGUUACGGGUAAAAGAAAACUGAAGUUCAUAGAUUAUGGAGAUAAGAAGAUGAUGGUUUUUUCAAGGAAGAAGAUUCAAAGUUGAUAGUUUUGUCAGGAGAUAAUAACAUAAGUUAGUUUACUCAUAUAUUAGCAAUAAUAUUUCACUAGGAAAGAGUUGAUGAAGAACAAGGUGGAGAACUGAAGAUUUAUGGUCUAAUCAACUGGGUGAGGUCACGGUCCAAUCGAAGUGAUAUUGAGUUGGUUCUAGUGGAUUGCUAGCUAGUAUAGCCUCAGUGAGAAUAGCUGCUCCUGACAUUGAAAAAUGAGAUGAACACCAUGUAAAAAAGUUUGGUAUUGUCUUGCUUUCAUUUUUUUUGUUUUGUUGAUUGAUCUUUAGAGGAGUUGAAUAUAGGUUUAGAUUUGUACAGACUGCACAUUUGAUUUGAUUUUUGUAAUUGAACAAUUCGUUUUAAGGUAUGAAUUUAGAAGUGGUCGUUCACACGAUGCUACCUUUCUCCCAAAGACUCUUCAUCUUAAGUCCUCUUUUUAUAGUAACUUCGACUAGGGAUGAGCGCGGAUCGAAUAUGUGGGUUUUUUUAAGGUAUUUAUGAUUCAUUUUGUCCGUGUAAUCAAUCAUCCGAUCCGAUUCAAUCUGUAGCUACUAGUUAUCUAGAUAUUUGAUCUUAUGGAUAACUGGAUAUCUGAUUUAAUUCGUAUAAAUAAAAUAAAAAAUAAAUAAAAAUUUAAAUAAUAGAAAAUAUUAAUAUUUUAUCACAUAAAAGUUUAUUUAUUUAUUAAAAAUAUAAUUAACUUAUAUAAUUAAAAUAUUGUAAAACUUACAUAAAAUAUAACGUUUACAUAUAUAUAUAUAUAAUUUUUGAAAUAUAUGUAUUUAUAUGCGUAUAACAUAUCGGAUCGGAUAUUCGUUCAUAAAAUUAUUAGUAUUUGGGAUUUGUUUCAUUUCUUUCGGAUAUUGCAUAUUAGUAUUUGUUUUGUUUUGUAAAGUUACGGAUAUCCAUUUUCUGUUUGAAUCUAUGCAGAUAAUGUACUGAAUCAUAACCUACGAAUAUUUUGCUGAGCCUUAACCUCAACAAGUUCUUGUCUUUGAAUUAGUCAAAAGUCUUCGUUCCCAUGAUUUUAUUUAAAUAAAUAUAUAAUUACAGCUUUCACUUGUUUGAUUUUCUUAUAUUCUCUCUGCAAAUAUUAAAUAACAACGCAUGUGUAUAUGUUAUCUUGUUUUAUUAACAACUAGUAUUAUGGUUGCUUGCCAUGCAGGAGCACCUAUACUCAUCAAUAUGAAAUGUUAAUUUAAAAAAUAUACUUAAAAGUUUUCAACAGACGCCAUUAGGGUGUCUAGAUGCUAUUCCUUCUUCUUUUCAAGCCAGUUUUCGUUGGUGAUUCUUUCAAUGGUUAGAUGGCUUGAUUUUCACUGAAAUUAUGAGUAAGAUUGAUUUUUGACUGGAUAUAAACCUCUGCAAAAUUAACUGGAACAAAAGCUGAAAAUGUAAACAUGAAACCGAUCAUCCAUCCACAUGUUUCACUCGUCGCCCCAUGUGACGUCAACCAUACAAAACGAAUUUCCAUAAAACUCUAGAAUCAUUAAAAGUUGUCGCUGAUAUAUUAAUUUACUAAACAAAAAAUUAACUCACUCUUUGUCUUACAAUGGAGAAUGAAUGUUUUCAAAUCCAUUGAUUUCAGUUUCUCUGUCUUCCUGUUCCACCCUGUCUAGACUUAUGUUUUGUUUUGCAAUUGAUGAAGUGGUUCUUUAGUGGGUAUUUCUCGAAUAUUCUGAAAGAUAUAUGAUUAUAAAUACCAAGAAAAUAAGACAUAGCGGGAACAAGAUACAUAAAUAUACACGUUUUGGUAAAAUAUAAAUAUGAAGUGGUUCUUUAGUGGGUAUGUCUCGUAUGUGCUUGUUUUAUUUUAACAUGUGUAUAUAUAUGGAGAUAACGGGAUCAAAAGCCAUAUCACUUUCUUUUUCGUUUUCCCCUUAUCUAUAAAACUUGUGAAACCCUAAAAGCUGAUCAGAAAGUUCAAGAAUUUUUUUUUGGUAAAAUAAGUUAGAGUUCAAGAAUUUUGAGAAGUGAAAGUAAUGGCAAUAAAAGAUAGAUCACUAGAAGAGACUCCAACAUGGGCUCUUGCUGCUGUUUGCUUCGUUAUUCUUUUCAUCUCUAUCAUGAUCGAAUAUUUCUUGCACUUUAUUGGUCACUGGUUUAAAAGGAAGAACAAGAAGGCUUUAUAUGAAGCUCUUGAAAAGGUUAAAGCAGAAUUGAUGCUACUGGGAUUCAUAUCGCUUCUACUUGUUGUACUGCAAUCACCAGUCUCCCAAAUUUGCAUUCCAGAAAGAAUUGCUGCGACUUGGCAUCCUUGUAGUAGCCAACAAGAGCUCGCUAAAUAUAGUAAAGAUUAUAUCGACGAUGGUCGCAAAAUUCUUGAAGACUACGACUCCAACGACUUUUAUAGUCCUCGUCGAAGUUUAGCCACAAAGGGUUAUGACAAAUGCGCAGAAAAUGGGAAAGUAGCAUUGGUAUCUGCAUAUGGUAUCCACCAAUUGCAUAUAUUCAUCUUCGUGCUCGCUGUAUUUCAUAUUCUCUAUUGCAUUAUAACCUAUGCUUUGGGGAAAACCAAGAUGAAGAAAUGGAAAUCAUGGGAGAAAGAGACCAAAACGCUUGAGUACCAAUAUGCCAAUGAUCCAGAAAGGUUCAGAUUUGCAAGAGAUACAUCGUUUGGACGUAGACAUUUGAAUAUAUGGAGCAAGUCUUCCUUUACCCUUUGGAUUACAUGUUUCUUCAGACAGUUCUUUGGAUCAGUGACAAAAGUGGAUUAUCUUACAUUAAGACAUGGCUUUAUAAUGGCGCAUUUGCCUGCAGGAAGUGAAGCUCGUUUCGAUUUUCAAAAAUACAUUCAAAGAUCUUUGGAAGAAGAUUUCAAGGCUGUUGUGGGUAUAAGCCCAGUGAUAUGGUGCAUUGCUGUCUUAUUCAUAUUGACUAAUACACAUGGAUGGGAUUCCUAUUUUUGGCUGCCUUUCCUCCCUUUGCUUGUGAUAUUAAUAGUAGGAGCAAAACUUCAAGUGAUAAUAUCAAAAUUAGGAUUGAGGAUUCAAGAUAAAGGAGAUGUAGUUAAAGGAGCUCCUGUGGUUGAACCGGGUGAUGAUCUCUUUUGGUUUGGUCGUCCUCGUUUCAUUCUCUUUCUCAUUCACUUGGUUCUUUUCACGAAUGCAUUUCAACUAGCUUUCUUCGUUUGGAGCACCUACGAGUUCACACUCAAGAACUGCUUCCACCACAAAACCGAAGAUAUUGCAAUCAGGAUCACCAUGGGGGUAUUGAUACAAGUUGUAUGCAGCUACAUCACUCUACCUCUCUAUGCUCUUGUGACUCAGAUGGGAAGUUCAAUGAGGCCGACCAUAUUCAACGACAGAGUAGCCAAUGCAUUAAAAAAAUGGCACAACACGGCCAAGAAACAGGCCAAACAUGGAAACUCAGGGUCCAACACACCCCGCUCGAGCCGCCCCACCACGCCAAAACAUAACCGCAGCCUUGAUCACCUCCUCCACAAUCGUAACCGCAGCCUUGAUCAUCAAACCAGCUUCACUGCAUCUCCUUCUCCUCCUAGGUUAUCUGAUUCUGGCAGACACGGCCAUGGUCCUCAGCAUUUCUUUGAUCCUGAAUCUCAAAAUGUCUCUCCCUACAGUGACAUCACAGAUUUUGAUAACGGCAAUAUUCAGCAACCUCAUGCUGACGUAGCUAGUCCUGUUACAGAAGAGAAAGAGAUUACUGAGCAUGUCAAGAUUGAUUUACCAGAGUUUACUUUUAAGAAGUGAUAUGAGUUCUAUACUGGACUUCUUGUUCAUUCUUUGUAAAUCAUAUAAACUUUGAAAUAAACAGUUCUCGUUCUUUUCUUCUUA